Molecule: messenger RNA, 1740 nt
Organism: Clupea harengus (Atlantic herring)
Lineage: Eukaryota; Metazoa; Chordata; Actinopteri; Clupeiformes; Clupeidae
Product: catechol O-methyltransferase-like
Biological process (GO): catecholamine catabolic process; dopamine metabolic process; developmental process
Molecular function (GO): catechol O-methyltransferase activity
Source: RefSeq, a predicted model, not a curated record
CUACCAAGAUUUAAAAGCUAUUUAGCGUUGGCAUGACGCUGGCAUUUUUGGUGUCGCUAUGUCUUUAAGGUUUCUAGGAUACGCAACACAUGCUCCUUUACACUUCCGCGAUUUAUUCAAGGAAGAAAAUACCUGGAAAAGACUCGAACAAAGCUUAGAUAGUGAUCUAUAGCCAUAGCCAUGUGUCUUUCUAUGUAUAUGUCUAUAGCUCACCCUUUCUGGGUUAGUCUGUAAAACAGACGCGUGUUCUUGACAGUUGUCAUAUGUCUUUGGCACAUUCAUAGCCAACUCCUGACAUUCACAAGCAUCGGUAGACUGACACAUAGGUCAUGCUGAAUUUAGUCAGAUACGUUUUUUUCACUUUGGUUUAAAUUACCAAAUAUAUGACAGUUCGGACUAUUACUCUAGCAAGCACUAUCUACAACAUUGUAGGUCUAUAAGGUGCAUUUCCCCCCAGAUCACCUGUGAUAAUGUCCCUGCUAUUUGCCUCGCUGCCCGUGGUGGUCAUAGUGACAGUACGUUACGGGGCGGAGUUGUUAGCUUUCUGCCGACAGCUGUUCACCCAAGCUGUGAAGCUCACCCGUGGGACAGUGAGCAUAAACAAGACCCAUGCCUUUGUUUUCUCCAAUUGCACUCAUGGACAAGUUGACAGUGUGCUGGAGACUUUCCACCUGUAUGACCUCACAUAUCCCUCGCUGUGCAUUGGCCAAGUUAAAGGUGAGUUUCUUGAUGAGGUAGUGAGUCGUGCCACCCCACAGUGGGUGCUGGAGUUGGGGAUGCAUUGUGGGUACUCGUCGGUCCGCAUCCUCCGUCUGUUGGGCCCCGCUGGAAGGCUGCUGACCGUAGAGCAGGACCCCGAGACGGCUGAUAAAGGGGAAGAAAUCAUCCUAGUGGCGGGCUUCAAACACCCACAGUUUCAGGUGUUGGCGUGCCCCUCAGCAGAGGCUGUUACGGGGAUACAGGCCCGCUUGGGUGUUGCCCAGCACCUGGACAUGGUUCUGAUGGAUCACGACACGGGGCAGUACCUAACGGACCUGCUGGCCCUGGAGAGGUGUGGCGUCCUCACCCCGGGUUGUGUGCUCCUGGUGAACCACGUCUUCUGCCUGAAGGGAAGACCCUUCCUGGAACACAUCCAGGCCCGGCCACAGUGCUACGCCCAGUGCAGGCAGCUACAGGGGAUGAUGGAGCUGACGUGGAACAGGGCGUCAGACGUGUGUUAGGGGGGUGAAGGAGCGGAUGGAGUCAUGGAUGGUACAACCCCAGACUGGUGUUUGCUGAUAGCAGUCUUCCCAGAGUGACUGCUGUCAGUGUUUGCUGCAAUAAAGCGAUUAGAUGCUGUGAAGUGAAAGCGUUAUGAAAUGGAGGUUUUAUGCUUCAUUUAAACAGUGAGGAAUGAGAAAAACAGAAAUGUUUUGUGUUUACAGUCAUUGCAUGGCUUGGCUGCUUUUUUAUGUUGUGUACAUUUAUAUGGAAAUGAUCUGUAAUGAUUUCAAAAUGAUUUAUGGGUGUUCUCGCUCAGAACUUCUGAGUGGGCACUAUCGCAAAGUGGAAUGACGUUCAUGACCCAAAACAAAGGGAAUUGUUUAUCAUGUUUUAUUUUAUCAAAAUGUUAUACAAAGAGUUUAUUUACAAAGUGCUGUAUGUUUGGAUAAUGGAACAAUAGCAAAUCUCAACAUUCCCGUGUUACUGAAAUCAUUACAUCUCUUACAAUAACUUAUAUAAAACAGUUCCAUAAAUGUU